ACACGAUCGACCAUCGCCCGUCAGAAUGAGCUUAAUGAAGAAAGCCAUCGGCGGCUCCAUUCACAGGAUACGAGAGUUCGAGCUCGAGAAGGUGAAUCUGAUCGACGAGUUCGAUAUCCUGCAAAUCGUCGGCGAAGGAUGGUUCGGCAAGAUCCUGCUGACCGAGCACCGGAGCACGCAGACCGAGAUGGUGCUGAAAGCGCUGCCGAAAGCGUACACCGGGAUCACGGACUUCUUUCGCGAGUUCCAUUACGGUCUGCACCUGGCCGCGCACAGGAACAUCAUCACCACCUACGACGUCGCGUUCGAGACCGCUGGGUUCUACGUGUUCAGCCAGGAGUACGCUCCGCUUGGGGACUUAACGUCCAACGUGACGGAGACUGGUUUGGGUGAACUGCACGCAAAGAGGGUGGCCAGACAAUUGGCCGCGGCAGUGCAUCACAUUCACAGUCGUGAAUUAGUGCACCGCGACAUCAAACUGGACAAUGUCCUCGUGUUUCGCAGCGAUUUCUCGCGGAUCAAACUGUGCGAUUUCGGCGAGACCAGACGUGUGAACACCGUGGUGCGACGACACAACGAAUGGCUGCCUUACUCGCCGCCUGAGGUAUUGCAGAUCGACACUGACGAGACGUACAAAGCCCUCACGUCACACGACGUCUGGCAAUUCGGCAUUGUCCUAUUUGUCUGUCUGACCGGAUGCCUGCCGUGGCAGAAGGCGGCGUUGGACGACCCGCGGUAUACCAGAUAUCAAAACUGGCACAACGCGACGCUGAACAUAGCCAAGAAACCGAAAUUAUUUCAGCUGAUCAGCUCGCGGGCGCAGAGGAUGUUCAAACGUCUGCUGGACCCUAAAUCGGAGAAGAGGCCCGCGAGCGUCUUGGAAAUAAACAAAUACCUCGAGGACCGUUGGCUUGCGAAGCUCGGCGCUGAGAAGGCCAUGAACGGUGGCGCCGACGAGAGGGACGAACUUUGCCCCUCGAUGUACAGCUUCCACAGCUCUCUGGAGGAGAAGAGUCAACUUCUGCACACCCUGACCACGUACGGGAUCGAGAUAACGGUGGACCGUACCAAGAAGAAGGAUCGUAUCCGCGAAUGGAUCCAGGCGAGCGCGAUAGUCGAGGAGUACGAGGGGGACGAGUCCGAUCCGAACGAGGACAUCCGGAUCUACGAGGAGGAGGAGGACGAGGAGCAGCCGAACACCAUGAAAGGCAGACACUUCCCGGAGACGCGAGUCAAGACGAACGAUACCAAGCGACAGAAGCACAGAGCAAACACGUCAGCGCCACGGAAGAGGCAGACCAUUAAGCAGCCCACCGAAAGAAAGAUUCCGUUCGCGCCGCAAGUGGCCGAGGAACGGGAGACGAUCGCACGGUUCGCGAGCUUCCCGAACGGUGACCCUAGCCUGGCGAUCGUGAAGAACGGGACUAACGGUAACACGAUGUCCAAGCUACCCCAGAAAGUGGACAUCAAUACAACCGAAGAGACCAGACCGAUCAAUGGUGCAAACGGUCAGAUCGUUAAUAAAUCCCCAAUAAACAACCUCAACAAUUCACAAGACGAGUCCAUCCCUACGACCAGUACUGGUUACGGCCCUAAUUCCUCCAGCAUAGAGGAUAGCUCAACUAGACCGAGCUACCAAGAUCGAAAUGGGUCUCUAGUAGAUCGAACUGUUCCGAGGAGUCCCCAGAUCCCAGCCAGGAGGCAUCGUUCCCAAACUGCCCCAUUUCCGGCCCCAACCUCGCCAGCCCUAAACGGAAACCGUCACGAUACAGCCAAGAGAAGCCAGUCCACCACAGUACUGCCUACCACGCAGACAGACAAGUCUGUCGCUUUGCCGAUGGUCCGAUCAACUGACAGGUCAGCUGCAUUGGUGCUACCGACUCAAACGGACGGCCAAUCGUCUACUUCGCCAGUGACGGCUCGGGGCGAGAGGUCGAAUCGAUCCACGGGCCAAUCAAUGUCUCGAGUAGAAAAUCAAUCCGUUGUAAUGCUCCCAGCGGCGGCUCGAGUGGAGAAUCAAUCGAGUAACGCUUCGCCGGUAGCCCGAAACGAGAAAUCCGCGGCCGGGCCGCCGGUGGUGGUUCCCCUCGCAAAUCCGCUGACGAUGUCUGUCGCCUCUCAUCUCGUCAUGCAGAGCUUCAACGCGUUGCAAGGGAUGAACGCUGUCCCGACCGAGGCAGCAGCUAAUCCGAAGACCGGUUCCGUGACCACGAAUCCGUCCGGCACGCCCAAGAACAGCCCGACCUCCACGCCAGCGAGGAUCUUGACCCCGAAAAACAGCCCGACCGGCACCCCUGCGAGAACCUCAACGCCACCCAGGCUUAGAAACAAUUACAGGGCCGACGAAAUGUUUGGGUAUGGAAAGAACCCUUAUGAACACUAUGGUAUCGCUCAGGGUGUGAUUAUUAGGACCGAGGGCGCUCGACGGGGCUCGACCGAGAGCGCCAGCAGAUCUGUCAGCAAUUGAUGAUCGGAUGAUUUAACUGUGGACGAUGGCGGUUCAGUCGAACCUUGGGUUUAAUGCUGCGGGUGAUUCGCGGGGUGGCGGUUCGAAGAAUGGUUCGCGUAUUGUGGUGGAGAGUAGAUGGAGGAUAGUGAUCUUAGAAUGGAAAAUAGAGUACUGAUGUAAAAUUUGAUGGACUUUGGAAUGGAGGGAUACUGAUGUAGAAUGUGAUGAAUCUUGAGUCGAGGAAGAUACAGAGGAUCAUGGUUGGAUUGAUGAGGAUUACUCUAGAUUUGUAUA
Molecule: messenger RNA, 2743 nt
Organism: Dufourea novaeangliae
Lineage: Eukaryota; Metazoa; Arthropoda; Insecta; Hymenoptera; Halictidae
Product: mitogen-activated protein kinase kinase kinase 10
Exons: 6
Coding region: 26-2467 (813 amino acids)
Biological process (GO): peptidyl-threonine phosphorylation; peptidyl-serine phosphorylation
Molecular function (GO): protein serine/threonine kinase activity; ATP binding
Source: RefSeq, a predicted model, not a curated record